AUGUUGAACAAAAGGUUUAAUGAGAAUACUAGUAUAAGUAUUCAAGGUGUUAAUCCGGGUUUGGGUUCACGAGAUGAAAAUAACAAUUCAUCACAAACAUCCGGAAAAGUUAUUUUAAAAAGACAACAAUUACUUGCCUGCCCUUAUUUGCAAGUCGACGAACAAAUCAAAUUAUUAAAUUUACAGAAAAAUUGUAUUACAAAAAUUGCCAAUCUUGAACAUUUAAUAAGUUUAGUAGUGUUGGAUUUAUGUGAAAAUGAAAUUGAACAAAUAAGUGGACUCGAUUGUUUAAUAUCAUUAAGAAUUUUAAGAUUAGCUAAUAAUAAAAUUCGACAAAUUCGAAAUUUAGAUAACCUUAGAAAUCUUGAUGUUUUAGAUUUAAAUGGAAAUCAGAUUUCUCGAAUUGAAAAUUGUAAAAACUUAACACAAUUGAGAGUGCUGAAUUUGGCAUUUAAUCGAAUUGAAAAAUGUGAAAAUAUUAAAAGUCUACAAAAUUUAGUUGAAUUGAAUUUGCAAGGAAAUCUAAUUACAUCAGUGACGGAUCUUGAUUCAUUGCCAAUUCAACGGCUAUUUUUAAGUUUCAACAAAAUCAGACGAUUUGACGAUAUUCGUUGUAUAUCAAAAUUAACACUAUUAGAGUGUUUAAGUCUUGAAGGUAAUCCAUUAGCAUUUACGGCUGCUUAUGAACAAAUUAUUUUAUCCCAGUCAACAAACGGUACUAAACCACAUGAACAACAACAACCACGUCAAACAGAUCAACGCAUAAAUCGUGUUGUACGCUUGAAAGCGCCACCUGGAUUGACAAAAGCGAGCACGUCUGAUUCAAAUAUAAAUAAUAUAGAGCGAAACAAUUUGGCUCAAUUUCAAAAUCAAUCUAAUUCACAGUCACAACAAGAUUCACAGAGUGAAAGAAGCGAUACAGAAUUUGAUACGAAUACAACAAAUUUAAAUAGAACUGCACCACAAGUGUUAAAUCGAACAACAUCAAGUAUGCAACCACAAAGAAAUCUGAUGACUUCUAAUAAAAUUCCAAAUGCUGUCGAAAGUCCAAAUUCUUUAUCAACUGAAAAAUUGAAUCCUAUAAUUCACGAACGUUCUUUGUUGGCAAAAAAUUUGGUUCAACAAUCAAUUAAGGAGGCAUUUCAAAAAGAAGCUUCAACUAUUGAAUUGACACAAUUUUGGCCAGUAUUAUUUACUCAGAUAACAAACGAAGCUCUACGAAACUGA
Molecule: messenger RNA, 1227 nt
Organism: Didymodactylos carnosus
Lineage: Eukaryota; Metazoa; Rotifera; Eurotatoria; Philodinida; Philodinidae
Source: the annotation of a GenBank genome assembly